This is a messenger RNA of Amorphotheca resinae ATCC 22711, 2097 nucleotides long. RefSeq lists its product as hypothetical. Bases 361 to 1776 code for a protein of 471 amino acids. The transcript has a single exon. Gene Ontology annotation, molecular function: zinc ion binding. Lineage: Eukaryota; Fungi; Ascomycota; Leotiomycetes; Helotiales; Amorphothecaceae. The record is from RefSeq and is a predicted model, not a curated record.
ACCGUCACCGCGGCUGGCCACCAAUAAGACCUCUCCAACGCUUAUUCGCCCCGACUGCCUGGGCCAUAAGUCAGUAUAUCUCACAGGCCCCCUCCUCCAGCUUGGUCUCCUUGUGCUGCCCAGCCGGCCCUCUGGGAGACCUUGCGCGACCUCAUCAACGGCCUUUGCUUCUAAGCGCUGUUGGAAUUAGGAAAGGCUGAGUACCAUUGAUUGCUACACCGCACAGCUUUGGAAUACUGACAUUGAAGGAAAUAUUCCUCGGGACAGAGGAAUGAAUCUAUCACCACCUUUACUGUAUAUAAGUCACACCCUUCCCGCAAAUGGCUUCCUCGAUUCCAGUCCGGCAUCUCUCACCCCCUCAUGUCGGCUCCGAUAUCCGGCUUCAGCAAACUCUCAAUCUCUCAUAUUCUAAUGGAGUCGUCUCGAGACCAGGAGCGUGGAGAACCUUCCGGGACAGGGAAAGAGCCUGCACCUCCCGAUGAUGAUGGCAGCUCCCUGAUUGAACACAUCUUUGCUCUUGAUCACUGCCGCCCGCAUGUUAUGCAGCAGGAGGGAGAGCGAACACCCUCAAGCCCCAGAUAUGCUUUCCAGAUCGCCGAGGCCCAGGUAAAGAGAUAUGGCGUUCGGAUUAGUGCGGCCAGCCCCACGGAGACAACCUGCUCCUGCGACGAGACUGGACCCUGCCGGCAUGGGCGCUGGCUUCUGGAGCAGCUGACUCGGACCGACAUGUCAGUGACCGAAGGAGACAGCCCCGAUCUCUUUCAAUAUAUCACUAAAAGAGGACUGGAAAAUGUGUGCGAGGAUCUGUUUUGGGAGUUUCGAGAUGGGUUGCCUGAAUCUGACUCGGAGGAUUCAGAGGAAUCGGAGGAAUCAAAGUGGGAGCUCAAGAAGAAGCUUUCCCCAUCUCAACUUGGCCGACAGACCAGGAGAUUACUCAGAGAGAGGAGGAAUACCGUUCGCGAUAUCAUGGCUACAUUAUCUUUGGAGCGUACGGAAGAUUACCGGAAGGAUAUAUUCGAAUCCCCGGAUGAUAUCACUAUCGCAGAUAUAGCAAUGCCCGGUGACCUUGGGGGAACCUUUUCGAAGUGGUUCCUUUAUGACGAUGAUGCCUUCUUCCGGUUCAAGCCAAUCGUGUCUCACAACAAACGUGCUUCGGCAUACUUCAGAAGCAUGGACUUGAAGGCACAUGCAACAUGUGAGCUCAUGGAUAGGUACGCUCAGAUGGGACCCGCCCCUGGAGAGAUACAUCACGAUGUAAUCUGGUGCGCCCAAACUCUUGCCGACCUUGUUAAUUCAAUCGGCCAAAACAUUAUCGGGCGGCAACCGUUAAGCCAAUCAGCAAGAGAAGAAGCGAGCAGAGCUCUCGUUUCCAUCCUUCGAGAAGUUGUCAAUCGCAAUAAGGACGUUUACCAGGAUGACAGGCUACCAAGACGCCGACCACAUGGCGAACCACAGACCAAUCGCAAUCUAUAUCAACGACUAAUUGGUUCUACCUCCCCAGCAAAUCCUGCUGGACCAAUGUUCGUUAUCAAAGAACUUCAGGGCCUCUUUGAAGCACAACCCUUUGUGGAAGAUCUGGAAGAAAUUCUAUCCAAAUUGAGGACAAUUGGUUGGGGCCCGGCGCCACAAGCCUACCGCGAGAAGUUGGGUACAAUCAUUGCCCAGCUUAAAGGAGAGUCCGGAUCGGCUUCACCGUCAGCCGAGAAAAGGCCUGCCAGUUCGGUGAACAGAAGGACUAAACGAGUGAAGGGUUCCCGAAGGGGUUCGGAGGAUUAAAUUUGGCCCUGAAUUUCACGAACUCCUUUGAUUUUCAUUUGUUUUCUCCUUUGUGCUAUCUUGUCACUCCUUUGAUAAUUUCUUCUUCUCUAUCUAUAUUACCUGGGGCCUAUUCUCAGUUCUGUUUGUUCAGGACUUUUUUAUCUCAUUUGGAAGUCAAGUCUUGUCACCACAUGGACGUGGCCCCUCUUGGCCUGUAAUUAUCUUCUCUUUACCACAUUAUAGACUCCAUUCCUUAAUGAGUUCUAUCUCUAUUCUUCUGAUUAUGUAGCAUACUUUCCGGUGAACUGAUUCAGCACUAUUAUAUAUCUACGCACGAAC